This is a messenger RNA of Saxophila tyrrhenica, 1575 nucleotides long. RefSeq lists its product as uncharacterized. Lineage: Eukaryota; Fungi; Ascomycota; Dothideomycetes; Mycosphaerellales; Extremaceae. Gene Ontology annotation, molecular function: secondary active monocarboxylate transmembrane transporter activity. Gene Ontology annotation, cellular component: membrane. Gene Ontology annotation, biological process: plasma membrane lactate transport. The record is from RefSeq and is a predicted model, not a curated record. Bases 1 to 1575 code for a protein of 524 amino acids. The transcript has 5 exons.
AUGAAGAAUUAUAUGGAAGCCGGGUGGUUCUAUUCACCUCGACAAAUCGCUAGCUACAUUCCGCGGCGAUUCGUAACCCUCAAACCGCCUAGAAACAAGCUUCGUUCCCCCAUUGCUGUGCUCCGCGAGUUGGAUCUACACCAAUGGCUCAUGUUCACCGUGGGCUUUCUGGGAUGGACAUGGGACGCGUUUGACUUCUUCACGGUGUCCCUCACCGUUACCGAAAUCGCCGCAGACUUCGACGAGGAUGCAGCGAGUGUGACAUGGGGCAUUACCGUGACUUUGAUGUUGCGCUCCGUCGGCGCCCUAAUCUCAGGGGUCUUCUCCGACCGCUAUGGCCGUAAGUGGCCGUUCAUCGUCAACUUGUUUCUCUUCAUUGUGCUCGAGCUUGGCUCUGGCUUCUGCCAAAACCUCUCGCAGUUCCUUGCAGUACGAUCGUUGUAUGGAAUCGCAAUGGGCGGACUCUUUGGACCCGCUGCCGCCACCGCCCUGGAGGAUCUGUCGUACGACGCGCGAGGCGUUUUGAGCGGAUUCUUCGAGAUGGGAUACGCAAUCGGCUACCUUCUCGCCGCCGCCUUCUACCGUGCACUUGUCCCAACCACCACACACGGGUGGAGGAGCCUGUUCUGGUUUGGCGCAGGUCCGCCCGUCCUGAUCAUUGCCUUCCGUCUUUGCUUGCCGGAGACGAACUACUUCCAAGUGAUGAAAGCGGAGCGCGAAGCAAGAAAUCGUUUGGAGCACGCCGACAGUGGCGGCGCGACCGCUGGCCGUGCAAAUGGCUUCCGUGCCUUCCUUAAAGACUCUGCCAAGUCGCUCAAAGACAACUGGGUCUUGUUCAUCUUCCUCGUCGUCAUCAUGUCCGGCUUCAAUGCCAUCUCGCACGGCAGCCAGGACUUCUAUCCCACCUUUCUCAAGUCGCAGCUUGGCAAGACACCGACGCAGGUCACGAUCAUCACGGUCGUCGGACAGGCUGGCGCGUUCAUUGGUGCCAACAUCGUAGGAUACUUCAGCACCUUCACCGGCCGACGAUUGUCCAUGAUGAUUACCUGCGUUAUUGGCGCAGCACUCAUUCCGGGCUACAUCCUCCCGCGUAACAUGGAUUUGGUCGCAACCGUCUUCUUUGAGCAGCUCUGUGUCGGUGGUGUCUGGGGACCAAUCCCCAUCUAUCUUGUCGAAGUCAACCCUCCGACUUUGCGCACCCUUCUGGUGGGAUUCACAUAUCAGCUAGGCAACUUGGUCUCAUCGGCUUCAGCGACAAUCCAGGCGACCAUCGGAGAGCGGUAUCCUCUUCCUCCUGGCCCGGACGGUGAGGAGCGUUUCAAUUACGGCAAAGUCAUCGCAAUCUUCCUAGGAGCCGUCUGGGCAUACCUGCUGUUAUUCCUCUUCCUUGGACCCGAAAUGUCCCCGGAGGAGCGAGCGGCCGAGGCCGAGCACGCGAAGUAUUUGGAGAACUUACGCGCGCAGGGAGUGAGCUUGAAGGAAAUUGGCGAAGAGAUGGCUUUGAAAGGGAAGAAAGACGAGGAAGAUAACCGCUCGGUCUCGCCGCAUCGAUCGGGCGAAAAAGAGUUGGCUUGA